CUGACAUGCAGAUUGUGGUGCCGGCAUAACUAGACGACUGUGGCGGCAGGCGCGAUGGUGGCAGUUGUUCAGAUUGGAGAAUAAAGGGGCUGUGAGUUGGUGUACCGGCAACUAGGCUACUCCGGCCAACGAUGACGUUCCUCAUGAGCACCGAGUACUUGGCAACGGCGGCGGACAUCUUAUGUGAAUAUUGGUGCUACAGGCUAGUGUUGCAAAUCCAAGGAGUAAAAGCUGUUAGCGGGCCAAGCUACAGAUUUCCCGCGCUAGUUCCUCUGGCUCUAGCUUUCUCUCACGGCACCAAACUGCUACCUUGCAUAGGCAACAAAGUGGGAACAAACUCGCAAAUGGAAUUUAAGCUCAACGGAAUUGAACUGAAAACCUUUGCCAGGUCCAUGACAUGCCUCGCGCGCAUAGGCAACGAACUCGUCAUCCAAGCAUCCGAUUCACUGCUUACUCUUCUCACUCUAAAUGCGUCAAGGACUGCUCAUCUGUCCAUCACAUUUAAACCCGAUUUUUUCAAUGUAUACACAGUUCCAGCUGACCAGGUGAAAUGUAGUGUUCUGUUGAAGGCGGUUUGUUCCGUGUUAAGAACACCAUUUGCUAGUAUCGACCAUUUGAGUGUGUCAUUACCUCAUCCUGAUGCAUCUAAGGUGCUGUGGACUUUAGACUGUUACAAUGGUAUCAAGAAAGCCUAUGGGAUCAAUUGCAAUGUUAAACCUGACAUACAACAGUUAUCCUUGGAUAGGACAAAGCUUCCUAGCAACUUUGUGGUGAGGCCUCGUGAUCUCAACAGGUUGUUGUCUAAUUUUCAGGCAUAUCUUCAAGAGAUAACAGUCAUAGCAACUGAACCUUCUUCCUUACCUCCUGAUGCUGAAAAUGAAAUUGGAGGGAAAUGCGUUGAGCUUAGAAGCUAUAUAGACCCAACAAAAGAAAAUGAUUCAUCAUUGCACACACAGUUAUGGAUAGAUCCCACAGAAGAGUUUUUGCAGUAUAACCACACAGGAAAUCCAGUAGACGUGACAUUUGGAGUGAAAGAUUUUAAGGCAUUUGUUUCUUUCUGUGAGGGCUGCGAAGCUGAUGUGCGCUUCCAUUUCAGUGUGGCUGGCGAGCCAGUUCUGAUGGAACCCAAGUUUGGUUUUGAUGAUGGCUCCGGUUCAAACUUCGAUGCUGCAAUGGUGCUUGCAACCAUGCUUACGUCACAAAUCAAUAAUGUGAACUCCCCCCAUCAAGCGAGCCCUUCGCAUCGCCAGGUUGAUCAGUCGAGAGGGGCCCAAACACAUGAUGGGUCAAGAGGAAAUAAUUCUGAGCCUCCAUCUGAUCAUACCAGAAUUUGGUCUGACCUUUCAGGAAAUGCUGCUGGUAUGCAUGCUCGAGUAGAUAGAAACCAUACUAUUACUGAGCAACAAGAAAUUCAUAGAAUUGGUUCUGUUCAUAUUUCUAAAGGUGGACCUACGGUGGGAAAUGUUCCUUCUGGUUCUAAUGACUGCCAUGACAAGGAAGCACAUCACUCAAAGGAGACACAAGGCAGGGCAGAAACUACACAGUCUACACGUCAAGCUUCUCAAUACCACCCAAAUAACUGGAUAGAUGCUUGUGAUGAAGAUGACGAAGAUGAUGAUUCGGAGUUCGUUGUAGACCCAACACCACCCCAUCAUUAAGGGCGCGCCUUAGAGUAGGAGGGUGAUAGAGAAGAGAUUGCGUGUUGGUUGCAUUGCUAGAACGUGU
Molecule: messenger RNA, 1725 nt
Organism: Cuscuta campestris
Lineage: Eukaryota; Viridiplantae; Streptophyta; Magnoliopsida; Solanales; Convolvulaceae
Source: the annotation of a GenBank genome assembly